UUUGCCAGGUCUAGUUGGUUCCAUCUAUUAGUCUCUCACUCUCAUGCUUACAGAAGAAGCAUGUAAACCCAGGAUGCUUCUUCCUCUCUUCCUGCCUCUGCAGCUCUCUGUGGUAAGCGACCAUUAUUCAUUCUUCAACCAGAUUUCUAAGUUCGACUUUAUAUGAAUGCCCAUAAUGUCUGCGAACUUCCACAAGAAUCAAGCUUCGAGUAGUAAUAAUUCCAUGAUUUCCAUCACUGUAAGCAGUCGCCAUGUUUGUUAGACUUGCAAGUACUAUACCCAUUACAUAUUUUUUGACUUUUCUGGUUCCCUUUCAUUUUGCUUUGCUUUCUGUUUCAUUAGUUUACGAAUCAUAGAUGAUGGGAGCUCAAUUUAUGAUAAAUGGAGGCAGAAAGAUCAUCUUCCUUUGAGAAAUCUGAAGGAAUUUUGUACCGCCAGGAAACGGAAGCGACAAAUCCCUGGUUAAAAAUCAAGCCCAAGAAGCAAAACUAAUCGAAAUUGAAAGUCUGCAGGGAUCAUGGAGAAUUUUCACAAUGAAAAGGAUGAAUUUUACAAUGAAUCAGUGGUCAUGAAACAUAAGGAAAGAGAGUCUUGUAAGAGAGGUGUUGGUGACAAUGAAUCAGAGGAAGGAGUAUCAACAGGAAGUCGGUGUUGCACUGUUAAUUCAUCGUCAUCUUUCGUGGUUAGCACUCUUGUAGGUGGUGCAAGCUCAUGUGGGAAAGACUGUAGAACAAAUUGCAGGUCUUCAAAUUCGAACCAGACGAGCAAGAAUUCAUCCGGAGACUCGGGAAGUAGGACUAGCAAACAUUCUAAUGUGGAUAAGAUACGGCUGAGGCUCAGUGCGAUCAAACAACUUGAUAUGAGAUUGCAAAUUCUUGAAGAAGAUACCAAGAAUUUCAGAGAAGCGUUUUUAAAGGCUAUAGAUGAAAGAAAUGAAUUGAUGAAUGAGAUUGGGAGGAUAUUUCAAACAAUGCAUCAGUGUCUAAGAAAUAAAAAAACAGAGGGAAAACCUCUGGAGUGUGCUCGGACUCCUCUGAUCCUUGAAGAAGAAGAUACCAAGAAUCUAAAAGAAGCUUUGUCUGGGGCUAUGGAUGAAAGAGAGGAGUUGAUGAAUGAGAUAUGGAAGAUAUUUCAAAUCAUACAUCAAUGUCUAAGAAAUCAAACAGCAGUAGGAAACUCUCUGGAGUGUGAUCUGAUCCUAAGCGGUAAUGAGGAUAAUGCCACAGGAAGCGGUCUGCCACAAGUUCUACAGCAAGGGGCAAGUCCCCUUCUGAUCACUAGAGUACUUAAAAUCAAUGCCUUCACAUUACAGCACCUUUCUGGAGUGACUCAAGGAUGCUCAAAUGGAAGCCAUGGAUUGAAUGCUAUUCCUUGAAUGAAUAUGUCUUGCAAUCUGUUUAACAAGAGUUGAACUCCGUCAUGAUGACAUCGUGGCAAGUUUGGAUGAGUGUUUUCUGGAUAUUCUUUCUUCUCAGUUGUGUUUAGUUUCUGUAACUGUACACAUAGGAGAUACUGCAAUUUGAGCAUUUUUUUCUAUUUGGUAUUAACUGCAGUUUCAGCAAUUGACCCUUGCGCUUUUGGUUCUGUUCUCA
Messenger RNA from Nelumbo nucifera (sacred lotus), 1592 nucleotides. NCBI's taxonomy places the organism in Eukaryota, Viridiplantae, Streptophyta, Magnoliopsida, Proteales, Nelumbonaceae. The record is from RefSeq and is a predicted model, not a curated record.